AGCUCCCGCCCGGUCCCCGCCCGCGAGCGCAUCCUCGCACGUGUGUGCAACCGUGAUUCACGUAUGUCGAGCCCCUGUGUGUGAGUUCCCGCCAUGGAUUACCCCUCAGACACGGCACGGGUCCAGAACAAUCGUAUGUGUUGUGAUUUUGGCCGAACCUGAUACCGAUGCAAGAAUUCAGGAUGUCCAUGGCUUAACCAUGAAGCAAGGGAGCUGAACUCUGUCUCGCAGGCCGUCUUUUUUCUUUAAAAAAGAUGCAGCAAGGUGUCCUAGUCUGUGUGCUGUUGCUUGCCUGCCACUCUAGACAAGGGGAUUCGUCGGCCUCAAGCCCGGAGAGCGAUGCGGGGGAGCGCGGGGCGCGGACGGAGCCCGGGACACCGCUCCUGCACAAAAACAACACGACCCCGCACCCACCCCCGCCGCCGACCGCACUCUUCGCGUCCUCGUCCAGCACGACGCACUCCCCGCCGCCGACGUCGGCACCGACCCCCAGGAACACCGCGUCCGCAGCGCCAACGCCCGCCAAAUCACCGUCGUCCGCCACUCCUCCCCCCUCCGCGAGCCGCAAAAGCCAAGCCCCCCUGCCUUCAACCACCUCUCCCUCGAAUUUUUCACACCCGACUUUUUCUACUUUCAACGAAUCUAGACUAGAGAGCACCCCGCUAGAAACGACGUCCGCGCUUUAUUUUGAUAAGCCCCAUAGGAAUCGGACGCUCGCAGCGGUGCGUCGAGUUAACAAAACGCUCAAGUUCAUAAAUAGGGUGAAAUCUGUGAGUACAAGUGCCAACGCCUCCAAGGGUGGGGUAAUUAAAGCAGAGGACGCGACCACCCUCGAGGGUUACAAGAGUCUAGUCUACCCCACGAAGGGGUUGACAACAACCCUCAACCCCACGGAGCGUCCGAAGGUCGUGCGGGGGAAGAAGCCCCACGCGUCGCAGGUGACCCAGGUGGAGAACCUCCGGCUGUCCCUGGGCGAUACGAGCGAGAUCCACGUCGGGCAUGACGUCAUCAGGAGUGACGCUGAGUUUCGGCACCAGAGUGACGUCAACAAGGCGCGGGUGGUGGUGAACCGCGUCAUCGCCGGCAACGACACGGCGAGCCAGUCGACGGCGAGGAACAGCGAGGUGAUGUCGCCGCCGCCGAGCCACGUGGACGUGUCCAAGCAUACGUCACCCAUCGCCGACGUCAACGACGCCGAGCGGAGGCAGAACCGGACGGAGAAGAACUGGCCGGCGCCGCAAGGUGGCGUUGUCUCCGAGUCGGUCCACGGAUCGCGCGACGACUACUACGAGUACUCAGAGUACUCUGACUUCCCGAUGAAGCACUUCAAUAUCUCAGGUUUUCGGGAGGCGGCGGUGAUCCCGGACCCGGACCUGCGGGACGACGAGGCCGGCGACGCGAUGGUGGAGUCCGAGCCGGAGAUCAUCCUGCCGGACGACAGUCUCGCCGACACGGACCUCCACGACCACGACCUCAUCGACUCCGUCAUGUACAUAUACUUCGGCGGCUCCCGCGAGGACGGCAGAGGCGCUGGCAGACAGGUGCUGAUCGUCGGAGCAGUGAUCGGUCUUGUGGCGCAGUUCCUGUCGCUGGCCAGCGCUGUUCAAAGAGUCCGAAGCUUCCCAAGGGAAGAAACAACUGUGAUUUUAUUACAUACACAAUUAGCUUUUACCGUUAGUAAUCUAGUCUUCAUGCUUGGAGUCCAGGCAACAAGUACCGCCGGACAAUGCGCGCGGGUCGCACUGGCGCUCCACUAUUUGCAUAUGACUGCAGGCAUUUGGCUCCUCGUCAACUGCGCUCAUGUUUGUCUCAGGAUAUCCGUCAAAUUGCGCCACGCUAUUGCCGCAUGGUGUCUUCCGCUUUUUUACGUACUGGGAUGCUUCAUUCUAAAUAGAAGGAUUUACGAGACUCGGAACUUUUGCUGGAUGUCAAUUCAUCGUGGGCUUCUCCUGUCUUUCGUCGCGCCUGCCUUCAUUUUCCUCACGGCGAAUACAACGCUCGGAGCCAUCGGAUACACCCGCUCCAAGUUCCAGUGCCAACAGUCACCGAGUGUGGACCGGAAAGCUCUUCGAGUAGCCGUUGUCCUUCUUCCAGCUUUCAUUUUCGACUGGUUUGUCGAAAUCGUCGCCUUGGAGAAAUCAUCGGCUCUCGUCUUUCCGCUACUUUUCGUCGCUAGCAAAGCCUUCAUUAACUGGUUCAUAUUCGCGUGUUGGCUGCCGUCGGACCAGUCGUGGAUGGACCUGGACGACGAGUACGACGAGGACUUCGACGACCUCGAGGACGAGAUGGCACCGGCAUUGGUGAAGCUCAAGUACAUGGCCGACGCGGAGGCCCAGGCCCACGCACACGAGCACAAAGGCAUGGACGAAUACAGGCUCCCGUACUACCACUACCCCGGCUACCCGGGCGACGACCUCCCCCACCUCCCGCUCCUCCACGAC
Molecule: messenger RNA, 2441 nt
Organism: Bemisia tabaci
Lineage: Eukaryota; Metazoa; Arthropoda; Insecta; Hemiptera; Aleyrodidae
Biological process (GO): cell surface receptor signaling pathway; G protein-coupled receptor signaling pathway
Cellular component (GO): plasma membrane
Molecular function (GO): G protein-coupled receptor activity
Source: RefSeq, a predicted model, not a curated record